Mustela lutreola (European mink) is the source of this 4293-nucleotide messenger RNA. RefSeq names its product ral guanine nucleotide dissociation stimulator-like. Lineage: Eukaryota; Metazoa; Chordata; Mammalia; Carnivora; Mustelidae. The record is from RefSeq and is a predicted model, not a curated record. The transcript has 10 exons. The coding region runs from base 2769 to 4283 and encodes 504 amino acids.
AGGAAGCAGGCUCCCCACUGAGCAGGGAACCUGAUGUGAGGCUCCAUCCCAGGACCCUGGGAUCAUGACCUGAGUUGAACACAGACACAUAACUGACUGAGCCACCCGGUUGUCUUGAAGAAGACUUCUCUGAAACCAGCCUGGCAGCAGUGGCAAAGUCGGGGCAGGGGGGAAGAGGGAGAAGUCAAAAGGCAAAACGUGCACAGGGAAAAGCGCGAACGCAGUCCCCCACUACCACAAAUUAUGCAGUCGAGUUUCCCACAUUUGGGGAAAUCGCAGGGGUCAGCACAUCCGGAGUGCAAUGGAUAAGCCUUGCCCUGGGAAAACCACCUUCAUGAUCAUGGACAAUAACAGAAACAAACACGAUGCAGGAAUGUCGACUAUUACUGGUUCAUGUUCGAGAACACAGUCAAGGAUCACCUCCAAGACCUUUGGCGAUGCAGCGUGGUUGAGGAGGAUUCCUGCCAGAAGUCCUAAGACAUUUGAGAAAGUAAAUUAUAUAACACCCUUUCUUUAAAUAUUAAAACUAAAAUUGAAAUAAUUCAUGCAUGCUUUAAAUAAUAGGAAGACAUUUUGUCAAGUAUGUAUUAUAAAAACAAAGCACAUUUGGUCAUACCACAGAGAUACUACUAAUAAAGUUCGUUCUUUCUUUCUUUCUUUCUUUCUUUCUUUCUUUCUUUCUUUCUAGUUUUGUCUCAUGCCACACUUUAGUAAAAUUCAUAUUACUCCUUGACUACUCUCUCGCUGCUCUUGGCUUUCUUCUUUCUCUUCCUUCUCCUACUCUUUUUAAAAAUUCAUGCAUAUUUAGGAUUGAUCUAAUUUUAAUUUCUUCUGACUUAAGGCUACUCUUGGAGGGGAGCCUGGGUGGCUCAGUUGUUGAGUUUCAGCUCAGGUCUUGAUCUUUUGAGUCCUGGGAUCCUGCCCUGAGUUGGACUCUGUGCUCAGCAGGGGGUCUGCUUGAAGAUUCUCUGCCGCUGGGGCGCCUGGGUGGCUCAGUGGGUUAGGCCGCUGCCUUCGGCUCGGGUCAUGAUCUCAGGGUCCUGGGAUCGAGUCCCGCGUCGGGCUCUCUGCUCAGCGGGGAGCCUGCUUCCUCCGCUCUCUCUCUCUGCCUGCCUCUCUGCCUGCUUGUGAUCUCUCUCUGUCAAAUAAAUAAAUAAAAUCUUAAAAAGAUAAAGAAAUAAAAAAGAUUCUCUGCCUCUGCCCAACCACACCCCCCCACACAUUCUCUUUCAAAUAAGAAUUCUUUAAAAGGAGAUGAAAGUAAGAAAAACCUGAAAAAAAUAAACAAAAGCCUACAAAAUAAAAAUACAAAGAAUGCUACCUAGUGAUUUCCCUGAGCUCUGCAGCUUUGCAGCCCUCUCUGAUCAGUGAACUUGAGAGGGGUGAGCUGUUCGUGAUGGCCUUCUAGGGGAGGGGCUCUUGCCCUGAUCCUCAGGGGGACUUCCCCUGGUGCAACUGCAGCUGGCCCAAGCAGCAGAGACGGGCCCUGGGUUCCAGCAAGUGCCGCUGUUUUACUCCCUGAAGGCUUGCAGCACCAAUGGCUGAGGUGACUGUCACCGCACCCUGCUCCCUACCCCGGAGCUGAAAAUUCACACCCAGCUCUUCAGUGAGCCCGCACAGAAAAAAACGUUCCACCGGUCUUAUCUCCUCGGAUUCUGUCAGAACUCUGCGUUCACCCUGCCAGGGACGAGGCAUUUUUAUCGUAGGCACGUGACUGAGUUCCAAUUCCAAUUGUUUUGUUUUGUUUUAUUUUUAAAGAUUUUAUUUAUUUGAGUGAGGGAGUGCAUGAGAGCGGAGAAGGUCAGAUGGAGAAGCAGACUCCCCAUGGAGCUGAAGCCCUAUGUGGGAUUCGAUCCCAGGAAUCCGGGAUCAUGACCUGAGCUGAAGGCAGUUGCUUAACCAGCAGAGCCACCCAGGAGGUGGGAACCACCCACUCCAGGUUCUAUGGAUUCCAGUGACACAGACCAACACCAGACCUGCGAGGUGUCAGAGGUCUCACCAAGCUCCUGCUUCUUCUGGACCUCUCCCAGGAAAGUGAUCACCCAACUAUGCUGUGAUUCGGAGUACAGGGCUUUACAGAGUAGAAAGCCAGGACAUAGCUUCAUGGUUUUCAGCCAUUUUCCCUAACUGAUGUCUGGGAACUCUGAAGCAUUCGGGCCCCACCUGGUCUUCUGGGGACCACCGGGAUCCUGAGAUCAUGCUGUCACCCCUGGGAUAUCACCCCACUUCACCCCUUGAACACUUUUAAGCCAGGAUUGUCCCAGACAGGGGUAGACACCUAAGUGUUUCAAUCAUGCACCUGGCUGUCGAUGGAAACUUUGCAGUAGGCUCCUUCAGGUAGGUGCCUCCCCUUGGAUGUAUCCAUAGCCCUAUCAUCCGCAUAACUUGUUCCCACCCAAGGGCCAAGGGCCAAGGGCCAAGGGCCAAGGGCCAAGGUCAGUCCCUUACUAAGGGAUUUCAUUGAAAAUUCGAAGCCUAAGUUCUUGAGAAGCUACUACCCAGCCCUUUGUAGGUGGGGCUGUCGUCUUCUGGGACUCCAGAAUAUGAGCACUGAUGAACACAUGUGUGCACACAGGAGCGAGUGUGCUUGUGCACACAAACACACACACCCCAGGAGGGACUGUGGGGUGGGAUCUGAUUAGUAGCAGAUUCCAAGAAGUUGAUAGGAGGGAGGAAAUUGGGUGGGAGGUAUUUCCUACCUGUGACAGCACUCCUCUAACAUCAUAGCUAUUAUCCAACCUAUGCCUGUGGACAUCUGAUAGAAAGACAUGCUGGAAUCAUCCGUAUUUUGCAGAGAAGGGACCAUCCCUGUCAGGCACAACGGCUUAUCUAAGGUCCAAACCAGAAGUUGGCUGAAACCACCCCCGCGAUGCCUCAGGAUGUUUCGAGGGAGACGCCAUAAGAACGCUCCAGAGGACAUGGUGCAGGAGCUGAAUGUUGACAUCCGCUGCUCUCCUUCCCCAAAAGACAAGAAGCCGCACAGGGACAACAGAGUCUGGCGCUGGCUCAGGGGGGAAAAUGGCUCAACCAGGAAGAGGAAUAAGACCUUGAUACUAUGGAACACUCGUGCCAGUUCAUUGGAGGCCAUAAUAGAUUACCUGGUGGCUGCCGUCAUAAAAGAAGAUCUAAACUAUGUUCACAUGUUUCUCGAAAUACAUCGCACCCUUGCUACCACCCAGGAGGUGCUGGGCCUCCUCUUUGCAAGAUUCGGAUGUGUUUACUCCACGUAUGACGAGGUCGGCGGACCCCAGGACCAGCGCAACAUGGCCGUCUAUGCCAUCCUGGAUAUGUGGGUGGAAAGGUAUCCAGGGGAUUUUGUGCAGCCUCCAGAGUAUCCCAACUUGCAUGCUCUACUGGCCUACCUGCAGGUCAAUGCGCCUGGCUCGGACCUGCUGCGCCGUGCCCAGCUUCUGCUGCCAGAAAGGCAGCGCGCUGAGACCACAGAGCCAGAGGCUGGGGCUACAUCACCGGCCCCGGAGCCAGAUCAGGAUGUGUCUCGGGAAGUGGUUCCAGCAGCCACUCUGGCACCCGCUGCACCUCUGGGGCCUGAGCUGGUCCCCGCCAUCCCUGCUGCGGCUGCUCACUAUGGGAUAGGAAGACCAGGGCAGAUGGUCGUCAGGGCCCUCGUUCACUUCUCUGCCACGGAAGAGCCACCAGGCCUUUUGACUUUCCUGGAUGACCAGCAGGGUCCUGCCCCCGAGCUGCCGCCACCUGCCUCCGUGGAGCAAGCAGGCUCAGCCCCCGAGCUGCCGCCCCCUGCGUCCGUGGAGCAAGCAGGCUCGGUCCCCGAGCUGCCGCCCCCUGCCUCCGUGGAGCAAGCAGGCUCGGCCCCCGAGCUGCUGCCCCCUGCCUCCGUGGAGCAAGCAGGCCUGGUCCCCGAGCUGCCGCCGCCUGCCUCCGUGGAGCAAGCAGGCUCGGUCCCGGAGCUGCCGCCACCUGCCUCCGUGGAGCAAGCAGUCUCGGUCCCCGAGCUGCCGCCACCUUCCUCCGUGGAGCAAGCAGGCUCUGUCCCCGAGCUGCCGCCACCUGCCUCCGUGGAGCAAGCAGUCUCGGUCCCCGAGCUGCCGCCACCUUCCUCCGUGGAGCAAACAGGCUCGGCCCACGAGCUGCCGCCCCCUGCCUCCGUGGAGCAAGCAUGCUUCGCUCCCGAGGAGCACCUUGUGCUUGCUACAACCAGAAAGCGUGUCUUUCCCAUCCCCCUUAUUGCUUUUUUUGUAUUUCUUCUCUUUUGUGUGUAUGUAUAUAAUUACAUACUAGAUUUAAUUAAAGACAGUAGAACUUGAGUUUACAUAA